This is a messenger RNA of Lachancea sp. 'fantastica', 858 nucleotides long. The record is from the annotation of a GenBank genome assembly. NCBI's taxonomy places the organism in Eukaryota, Fungi, Ascomycota, Saccharomycetes, Saccharomycetales, Saccharomycetaceae.
AUGUCGUUCUUCAACACUUUCAAAGGUUUUGGUAGAAGCAGUAAGAAAAACAAGAGUCAGAAUGGUGGUACGUCUUCCACGCCUGUGAACUCGGUGUACACCAACUCCCACAGCAGUAAUUCUAAGCUUUCAUUGCGUCAAAUGCAAAUGCAGGCCUCACCGGUCAGACAAUCUGGCAGUUCUCAUAACAGUGGUAAUCUUCCAAAUCAGGGUUUUCAGCAACAUAACAGCGCAACUACGUCCGGGGUAGUACGCGAAGCUCCAAAAACCCAGCAAGCCCUUUUUUUGAGUGAACCGUUCGUCAGAACGGCCCUUGUCAAGGGCUCUUUCAAAACGAUUGUACAACUACCGAAAUACGUAGAUCUGGGCGAGUGGGUAGCUUUAAAUGUUUUUGAAUCGUUCACCAACCUCAACCUCUUCUACGGCAUCGUGGCUGAAUACGUCACGGCAGACGCUUAUCCGACCAUGAAUGCUGGCCCGCAUACCGAUUAUAUGUGGCUGGACGCGAACAGUAGACAAGUGUCACUGCCGGCAGGCCAAUACAUUGACCUAGCUCUGGCCUGGAUCAACAAUAAAGUAUCAGAUCAAACCCUUUUUCCCACACAAAACGGCUUUUCUUUCCCCCCAAAUUUCGUCCAAGACAUUCAGAGAAUAAUGGUGCAAAUGUUCAGAAUCUUUGCACACAUGUAUCACCACCACUUCGACAAAAUCGUACAUCUGUCACUGGAGGCACAUUGGAAUUCGCUAUUUGCCCAUUUCGUGAGUUUUGCCAAGGAAUACAACCUAAUAGAUCGAAGAGACAUGAGCCCACUUGAGCCAUUGAUAGAGAAUCUCGAAAAACAGGGGAAAAUCAUAUGA